AUCGUCUUUGUUUGGACAGCGGUCAUAGCGUAAUGUCGGAUACCGUCGGAGCAGAGUACACGUAUAAUUUAAAACUAUAGCAUGGCGACCCCAUAAUGCCAGCAAGAGUGUACGUAACGCGUAUUCGAUAGAAUUUGGCAGAAUUGCGCAAAUUGACUUGGUAGUGUGUCCGUAUUUCAUCGCACAAAAACCAAAUUCAGCUAUGGGGUUCAGGCCAAUCAUCAAGCUAUUUCUGACUUUGUUGGUUCUUGGGCUUUCUGUCUUGUUAGCACUCUGGUACAUUACAAGUGUGUACGGAUCGACGCCUCGAACUGGCCGUGUUUCGAUUUGGGACGAUCCCCCUCGCAGUCGAAUUAAGACAGACGAUAGUGCAUCUUCUACUACUGGUGGUACUAGCAGUAAGCAUCUUGACUAUGAUCAGGCGGAACGUAACGAAGAUACACUCGAGAGGAUGGCGCGUAGCAGAAAAAAGAAUCAGAGAAAAAAACUGAAAAGGAAACGACUAAAAGGAGGAGAUACAAUAAAUUGGAACAGAAAGGGUCUAAAGGAUAAAAUUGAAAUAUCAAGUAUGGAUAUCAAAACAAAGCUUGUUGAAUAUGCGAAGGAAGUUACCAACAGCCAUCCUACAGCGACACCAAAAGAGAUCACUUCUCUUCAUCUGACAACUUUAGCAGUAACACAGAAACCAACUAAUGAGGGCGCAACUUCCACUACACCAGCUUACAUAGCACCCACCAAAUACAUUUACGGUGACACAAACUGCUCGCCAAACCCUUGGAGGCCAGUUCUGUUUGAACUUUUUAAGGAAUGGGUUAAAAUGGCAGCAAAACAUAAGAUUGAGUAUAUAUUGUAUGCUGGAACCCAGCUAGGCCAGCUACGCAACCAAGACAUUAUUCCAUAUGACUCAGACAUGGAUCUCCUUAUGGAUGUUAACUUUUUUCCUAAGAUGAAAGAAAUUGCUGUCAAACGGGACUUUAACAAUACUGAUGGUAAAAUGCGCUUGGUGAUUCAGCCAGAGUUUGAUCUGGAUAUUCCUUCCACAUCAAGAAAGCGUUACAAGUGUGAUGGUGGGGUCACCCCAUCCAUGGUUGACCAAUGCUCAUUCCAAGAGCCUCUAGGACGCCUUAUUAAAGGGGAGGGACACAUUGAUUUCUACCAUUUCUAUGACCGUGGUAAAACUAUUGAUGACCCUUCAGAGGAGGACGACAAAGUGUACCAAAAGACAGAUCUCUAUCCUCUUAGAACUUGCAUGUUUAUGGGAGUAAACUCUACCUGCCCAAACCACCCAUUUGAGUUACUAAAGGCCUACUUCCACCAUGACAGGUUUAUGGAGCCAGAUAGGAAGUGUAAGGGAGGGGAGUGGGUCAGAUCUUAGCAAGUUUGAUAUUUUCUAUUAAAUUAUUAGGAAAAGAAACUAUUUUUAUGUCAAUUCCAAGUAUCAUAGCACAACUAUGAACAUGGUAUAUACUUUCUAUAUAUAUAAAAAAGACAUUGUGCUUCAAAAGAUAUAUGAAAAUAUGGAAAUUCACAUUUAGAUUAUAGCAAUUGAAAUGUUGCCUGAUAAAGCAUGCCUUUGCACCAACUGAAGGGGAGCACUUUUAAUGUUCACCCAUUUCUGAAAAUAAAUUACAUAAUAUAUAAUAAUUAUAUAGUUACUUUGAUCAGGGAGCUUGUUUAAGCAAAGAUCAAUAUUAGAAUUGUUAUAUUAGUAUUAUUAUAAUACAUUUAACUGUUAGAUAUUGGCCUGAGAAGAAAAAAUUAAAAAAGGAAAUGAUAAAUAUAUUACUUAAAUCUGAUCAUUAUAUUUCGUUUGAUCCAGCUCCAAGCUUUGAUUAUAGAGUUAACCCAUUAUGAAAAUGUAUAUUACUGCAUAUUACUGUAUAUUAUGAAAAUUUAUAUUAGGAUUGCUAUAUUAGUAUUAUCAUAUUAGCUGUAAGAGACUGGCCUGGAAAAAAUAUUAAAAAAGAAAUGAAUCAUGAAA
Messenger RNA from Nematostella vectensis (starlet sea anemone), 1981 nucleotides. RefSeq lists its product as uncharacterized. The record is from RefSeq and is a predicted model, not a curated record. Gene Ontology annotation, cellular component: Golgi apparatus. Gene Ontology annotation, biological process: protein O-linked glycosylation via mannose. The coding region runs from base 203 to 1375 and encodes 390 amino acids. NCBI's taxonomy places the organism in Eukaryota, Metazoa, Cnidaria, Anthozoa, Actiniaria, Edwardsiidae. The transcript is spliced from 2 exons.